AUGCCUCGCCAGUUCUGCCUAUUAAGAGAGCUUGAGUCUGAUGUUACUCGAGGAAUGUAUUAUCCAAACAUCCACUUUGAUGACAUACCAAGAGAUCAUUCGUUUAUCGAGUGGUUCACUCAGUUGCAACAACGACUAGAUGAAUGGUAUCAGACGACACGGCAGAGUAUCAACCUUGGAGAGAAGAUUGAAUUUCACGAAUUAUUAUUUCAGUGUCAGGUCUUGAGGCUCAACCGGCCAUCACCCUGCUGUCCUCAGCCAACCAAGGAAAUGCGCAAAAAGGCAUUGCAGGCGUCAAUUGCUGUACUGAAAGAACUUGGCAUUAUUGAGCGCAUGGGAAAAUUGUUCAACAUCUGGCAUGCUGGAUACUAUCUUAUUGAGGCGGUAAUCUGCCUUCUUGGGACUGUGCUAACGGAGAUGGGCUCUCAGCGUGAUGCUCAUAUCACUUUAGAUGGUGAAGACAUCCCCAUUUUGUGCAGAUAUGUUCAGACAGCGCCCGCGCUCCUCAAGAAAAUAUCGCGUCGAUGGCCAAACAUAGCUGUCCAUGCCUCCGCUAUUGAAGCUUUAUCGCGUGCUGUCAUUGAUGCACUGCACUUAUGGUCAAAGUCAGACUCAGUGGAACAUGUCGAAAUCACAGCCCUGAAAUUACAGCUGAAUCAAUUUUCGCUCUUUUCGCCAUUGCCAAAAGAGACAGAAUCUUCUGCUCAAACCUAUAUUCCUUCCGGAACACCAGAGCUUUAUGAGGCACCAUCGGGAAAUCCAGUGUCUGGAAGUGUCAACCCGCCUUUCGACCACCUUGAUCUACAAGUUCCUGAAGUUAUAGCAGCACCAAACAAUGAUUGUGCACUCUCAAACUUGGUGCAGGACCAAGCAUCUUCUAUGAUACCCGGCCCCUAUGAUUUCGACAUGGGCUCUGAUCUUCUCUGGGACUUUGAUGGAAUCGACACAGAAGAAAUACUUGCAGCGUUUCUUGAAGUAGAGACUUGA
Molecule: messenger RNA, 987 nt
Organism: Exophiala bonariae
Lineage: Eukaryota; Fungi; Ascomycota; Eurotiomycetes; Chaetothyriales; Herpotrichiellaceae
Exons: 2
Coding region: 1-987 (328 amino acids)
Source: RefSeq, a predicted model, not a curated record